AUGUCCCCAACCAGCCUCUCCCAGCUCAAACGCAAGGACCUCUUCCAGCAAAAAGGGUUCAUCUCGGACGAAUGGGUCGAUUCCGCAGGCGGCCGCGUCUUCGAUGUCGUCAACCCUGCGACGCUCGCCACGAUCGCCACAGUGCCGGAGAUGAAUGCCGCCGAUACUGAGGCCGCAAUCCACGCCGCGCACGAAUCGUUCAAGACGUAUAAGAAAACGUCCGCCCGGCAGCGCGCGACUUGGCUUCGGCGCUGGCAUGCACUGUGUCUCGAGCAUGCCGAUGAUUUGGCUUUGAUUCUCACGCUUGAGAAUGGCAAGACACUGGCAGAGGCCAAAGGAGAGGUGCUGUACGGUGCUUCAUUCCUGGAUUGGUUCGCGGGCGAGGCGGAGAGGGUCCAUGGCGAGGUUGUGCCUGCUGCGAAUCUCGGACAGCGCAUCUUGACGAUCAAGCAGCCGCUCGGGGUAGCAGCGUGUCUUGCGCCGUGGAACUUCCCUAUCGCGAUGAUUACGCGCAAGGUCGGGGCUGCGUUGGCGGCGGGCUGUACCACUGUUUGGAAACCUGCUGGCGAGACGCCGCUGAGUGCCCUUGCCCAGGCUGUUCUUGCUGUCGAGGCCGGGUUUCCCAGGGGCAGUAUCAAUGUCAUUACUACACUGAACAAUGUGGCUGAGGUUGGAGAGGCGCUUUGCAAGUCUAAGCUUGUUCGUAAGCUCAGCUUUACCGGGUCGACUAGGGUUGGGAAACUGUUGGCUCAGCAGUGUAGCCAGAAUCUGACCAAGCUGUCUCUUGAACUGGGUGGGAAUAGUCCGUUUAUUGUCUUUGACGACGCGAAGCUCGAGACGGCUGUGGAGGCGUGUAUGCUUGCCAAAUUCCGCAACUCGGGGCAGACGUGCGUCACUGCGAACAGGGUCUUUGUCCAGGAAGGCAUCUACGAGCAAUUUGCAUCUGCUUUGGUCGAGAAGAUAAAGGCUCUCAAGGUCGGAAAUGGGGUUGAGACUGGCGUCACGGUUGGUCCUCUUACUCAUGAUCGUGCGGUUGAGAAGGCGCUUGGUCAUAUUAAUGACGCCAAAGCAAACGGUGCAUCCAUCUUACUAGGCGGACAGUCAGUCCAGCCCGAUAACCUGCAAGGCUACUUCAUCCAGCCUACGGUCCUGAGUGGCAUGUCAACCGAUUCCCUAACGACACGCGAAGAAGUGUUUGCCCCGGUUCUUGCUCUGUAUCCCUUCAAGACCGAGGAAGAGGUGGUCGAAAAAGCCAACAACUGCGACGUAGGUCUCGGCAGUUUUCUCAUCACUGAGUCGAUGGCUCGUAUCUGGAGGGUUGCAGAAAGCCUUGAGGUUGGUAUGGUUGGCGUCAACUUGGGCAUUCUGAGUGCGUCCGAGAGUCCGUUUGGAGGUAUUAAAGAAUCAGGCUAUGGACGCGAGGGGGGACGCCAGGGGAUUGAGGAGUAUCUAGCUGUCAAGAGCAUUCUGAUCAAUGUUGCGGCUUAA
Molecule: messenger RNA, 1488 nt
Organism: Aspergillus puulaauensis
Lineage: Eukaryota; Fungi; Ascomycota; Eurotiomycetes; Eurotiales; Aspergillaceae
Product: NAD-dependent succinate-semialdehyde dehydrogenase
Exons: 3
Coding region: 1-1488 (495 amino acids)
Molecular function (GO): succinate-semialdehyde dehydrogenase (NAD+) activity
Source: RefSeq, a predicted model, not a curated record